AUCUGGUAUUUCCAGCAACGAAUAAUUCGUUUCUUAUAAAAUGGUGGGGAUAAAAACGGCGCGCUAGUUUUAGUCUUCAGUUUGAAUACGAAACAAAAGCAGUUUGGUAACUAAUAAUCGGUACUGGUGCAAUUAUUUUCUCAUGAUUUGUAUUUAAUUUGUAAACCGACCUUGUAUAUACAGAGCUUUACUAAAAUGCACUUGACGCUCAUAUUAACUUCUUUUGUGUUGUUCGUUCAAUGUCAGAACGAUAUUGUGGACGAUGAAACACGCAGAAAAAUAAAUGAAAUAUUUAAUUCCUCUUCUGGAACGAAUCCAACCAAUCUUGGUACUGGUACCGGAGAGUUUGUACCCGUUGGAUUAGAAGAGGUUCCCCAAGUCGGUUUGGGUGACUAUGGUUCAGCGGAAAAAUGUGGGGAAGGAUCUACCAAGGGGUUGCGAAUGUGCGUCUCUUACCACAUGUGCGAUGGAAGGACUAAUACCAUUGUGCAGGAAGGAGUAACUGACGGAUUCGGCAUUAUUGACAUAAGAUUUGGAACCAAUGCUUGUCCUCAUCCGCUAGACGUAUGUUGCAAGUUACCCGAUGGAGGACUAAAUCCGAACUUGCCUCUACCUAGUACAGGUACUUCUCCAACACCAACACCAACGCCAAUACCAUUACCACCGGUUACUGGUACCUCAUCUUCCGGUCCUGUUACUUUCCCUACCUCUGAAACACCUCCCGCAGUAAAUACUCCAGAAAUUCCGGUGUCAACCAAACCCAGUUUUUGUGGAAUAAGGAAUCCGAACGGCAUUGAUUUCAAAAUCACCGGAGCCAGAGAUAAUGAAGCUGAAUAUGGAGAAUUCCCUUGGAUGGUUGCAAUUGUGAAUCGAAAUUAUAUGGCGAUGGGACUUGAAUCGCCUUUGAUUUGUGGAGGUUCGUUAAUUACUCCCAAUAUUGUUUUGACUGGAGCUCAUUGUGUUAGCAGGUCAAAGACGUUUGAUUUGACUGUACGAGCGGGAGAAUGGGAUACCCAAACGACAAGAGAAAGAAUUCCCUAUCAAGAAAGAGGCGUUCGCGAAAUAAGAGUACAUCCAAACUUUAAUGGUGGAAAUCUUUUUAACGAUUUCGCUAUUUUAGUUUUACAAGAGUCAAUCGUUAAAGCCGACAAUGUUGGUACAAUUUGUCUGCCAGCGCAAGGACAAAGAAUCAUUUCCAAGAACUGUUUCGUUAGUGGAUGGGGAAAAGACGAAUUUGGUAGAAAAGGGAAAUUCCAGUCCAUUCUAAAAAAAAUCGAACUGCCAAUAGUUGAACGCGAACGAUGUCAACAAGCUUUAAGAACUACCCGAUUAGGACUACGAUUUAUAUUAGAUAGGAGUUUCAUUUGUGCUGGUGGGGAAAUGGGAAAAGAUGCAUGUACCGGAGAUGGAGGUAGCCCGUUAGUCUGCCCCGAUCCUCAGAAUCCCAACAGGUAUAUGCAAGUGGGUAUAGUCGCUUGGGGAAUCGGAUGCGGUGAACAGAAUAUACCAGGAGUAUACGCUGAUGUCUCUCAAUUUAGAACGUGGAUCGAUCAAGAACUAGUAAGACUGAAUAUUGAUAAUGCCCCUUAUAAUUUAUAAACUUAACACAAUUGUGAUUUUUGCUUUAAAAUAAAUAAUCUAUAAAUUAAAAAACAAAAAC
Molecule: messenger RNA, 1660 nt
Organism: Psylliodes chrysocephalus
Lineage: Eukaryota; Metazoa; Arthropoda; Insecta; Coleoptera; Chrysomelidae
Source: the annotation of a GenBank genome assembly